UUAUGAUAAUUUUGUUGCCUCAAGCAGCUGCAUAUGCUGCGUUCAUGUCCUCCUGUAAAGCAGAGAGAGAGAGAACACAGUGAAGAAGCUUUUUCGUAGCUUGAGAUUUAUUUUACAGCUACAUCAGAAAAGAGCCAUUUGUGCUAUAGCCUAAUAUUGAAUUUCCUUGUCAGUCAUGUGAGCCGUCUGUUAAUAAAAAAACAUUUCCGACACCCCCUGAAUGCAGCAUUCCUGCAGGUUUGUGUGAGAAAUGAAAGAGAAAGUACACUGAGGGUUGUACUUUACAGGAGAUGAAGAUGCUGUGCGUCGACAAUAAACACAGAGAAGUUGUCCAACAAGCUGCGGGAAUGUCUUGAAAGUGUGAAUCUUACAACUGAAGCUGACAGUGUUGCAGUGGACUGAUAGAUUUGUCAAAAAGGAAUCAAAAUGGAUUUCAUUGAAAAUGGUCUACGGUAUUUCUACAACAUGUUGUCCUCUCCAGCAGCCAGUAAGUACCAUGGCUUGUUAAACCAAGGAGCAACAGAUUACCUGAACAGUGUGCUGCAGGUGCUGUUCAUGACCGAAGACUUCAGAGAGGCUGUGGAAAGGCACACCUGUGAAACCUGUGGCCCUAAGUGUAUUGAUCGACAUCUUGCGUCCUUGUUUGAUGACUUAAAAGGAUGUACGGCAUACACCUAUGAAAUCACCAAAACGCUGGGCAUCGACAAUGGUACAGUAUGAUAGCACACAAAACAACAAAUUACAUUGAGGUUACAUGGUGUACUGUAGUAUCUGAAAAUAAUAUCAGGACCUGCAUCCUGUGCACUAGAAGUGUUAACAUACAGUCGUUGAAGCCCCACAGAUAGAGAAUAUCUCAUAAUAACCCCUUUAAUAAUCCAGAUUUAUUAUCCACAUAAAGGAUAGGUUGAGCAGAAGUAUAAAAU
Molecule: messenger RNA, 923 nt
Organism: Sebastes umbrosus (honeycomb rockfish)
Lineage: Eukaryota; Metazoa; Chordata; Actinopteri; Perciformes; Sebastidae
Product: ubiquitin carboxyl-terminal hydrolase 47-like
Exons: 4
Coding region: 427-720 (97 amino acids)
Biological process (GO): protein deubiquitination
Molecular function (GO): cysteine-type deubiquitinase activity
Source: RefSeq, a predicted model, not a curated record